Molecule: messenger RNA, 5247 nt
Organism: Pollicipes pollicipes
Lineage: Eukaryota; Metazoa; Arthropoda; Thecostraca; Pollicipedomorpha; Pollicipedidae
Gene: Lrrk
Product: Leucine-rich repeat kinase
Exons: 40
Coding region: 1-5247 (1748 amino acids)
Biological process (GO): protein phosphorylation; signal transduction
Cellular component (GO): cytoplasm
Molecular function (GO): protein kinase activity; protein binding; ATP binding
Source: RefSeq, a predicted model, not a curated record
AUGACAGUCGGGUCGCACCACGCGCCGCUCCGGGACCUGCACCCGGCCGAAUACCGAGCCCGGGUGUCAUCUCUGAAGUCAGCCCGCAAGACCCGCUCGGCCAGCGAGGACCGCACCCGACUACGGCACUCCCUGCCGACCUCCGCCGGCCAGCGGCACCGCUCCCAGUCCCGGCGCCGGGACGGGCUGGGCCUGACGGUGCUGAGCGCGCCGCCGGCCGCCGAGCCGUCGGGCGCCCUCCACCGCAGCCAGGUCACGCUCAGCGCCACGCUCAGGCAGCGGGAUGUGCACCACCACACGGCCUGGCGGGGUCGGCUGGAGGUGACCGACGCCGGCCCGUCGGCCCAGCUGACGGCGCAGGACCAGUCCAGCUCCCGCCUGCACUCGCUCAUCCUGUCACACAACCGCUUCAGCCAGCUGCCAGUCGGCCUGGCCUGCCUGGCCGUCAGCCUGACCCGCCUCAACCUGGCCUACAACUGCCUGACUGACCUCGGGUCGGUCAGCGACUUCCCGGCGACCCUGAAGCAGCUGGACGCCUCCCACAACCAGGUGGGCGCGUGGCCCGAGCCGGCCGCCUUCUGGCACGGCGCCGAGCCGGCCACCGGCCGCCAGCGCCGCUGCUACGCCGCCGGCGACACCAACAAGUGCAUCGUCAGCGUGUGCGGCGCCGACGCGGCCGGCUCGGCCGUACACACCUGCGUGCACCGGCGCCACCGGCGCUUCGAGGCGCUGCGCACGCUCGUGCUGGCCGACAAUCAGCUGACUGAGGUGCAGCUGAACCAGCCGCGGCACGAGAUGGACGGCGCCUCGCCCGCGACGUCGGCGCACCACGAGCGCACCCGCCUCAUGUUCCCCAACCUGUCGAUGCUGGACCUGAGCAAAAACCAGCUGCACAGCGUGCCGGCGAACAUCCACGAGCUCACCAACUUGUCCGUGCUCAACAUCAGCGGCAACGAGGGGAUCUGCGAGCUGCCACCGCAGAUGGGCCUGCUGAACCGGCUGUGGAACCUGAACACGCGCGGCUGCUCGCUCCAGGAGCCGCUCAAGACCAUGAUCGACUCCAACAAGUACAAGACCAUGGACGUCGUCGGCUACCUGAAGUCGGUUCUGGAGGACGCCCGGCUCUACGCCCGGAUGAAGCUGAUGAUCGUCGGCGUGCAGGGCAUCGGCAAGACGUCACUGCUGGAGCAGCUGCGGGCCGAGGGCACCGGGUCCUACAAGAAGCGGCCGCCCGAGCACUGGGCGAAGCGCAUGGGCAACAAGAACAUGAACCUGAAGACGGCCACGGGCACGACGCUGAGCACAGUGGGUGUCGACAUCGGGGACUGGGUGUACGAGAAGAGGGUGCGCGGCCACAGCUCGCACGGACCCGUCACGUUCCGGACGUGGGACUUUGGCGGCCAGCGGGAGUACUACGCCACGCACCAGUACUUCCUGUCGCGGCGCAGCCUGUACCUGGUGGUAUGGCGCAUCCCCGAUGGUCAGAAGGGCGUCAACAACAUCCAGCAGUGGCUCGUCAACAUACAGGCGCGCGCGCCCAACUCGCCUGUCAUCAUCGUGGGCACGCACUACGACCUGAUCCGGGACAAGUACCCGGCCAACUACUGCGAAGACCUGCAGCGGCUCAUCCGCGACCGGUUCAUCAGCCUGGUGGACGCCGACAAGUGUGGCCUGCCGCGCGUGCUGGACACCAUCGAGGUCAGCUGCAAGACCCGCCACAACAUCCGCCUGCUCUGCAACCUCAUCUACGACACCGUCUACAGCCUGAAGUCGCCCGGGAGCAAGGAGCGGCUGCUGGACCAGCGCAUCCCGGCCACCUACCUGGCCCUGGAGGACGUCAUCUCCUACCUGGCGACCGAGCGUCACUUCCAGGGUCGUGACCCGGUGCUGAGGGGCGAGCAGUACCGCGCCCUGGUGAUCCGCGAGAUGGCCAGCCGGUUCGACCUGCGCUUCCGGGACACGGCCGAGCUGAACCAGGCGACGGCGUUCCUGCACGAGAACGGUGUGGUGCUGCACUACGACGACGCGACGCUGAAGGACCUGUACUUCCUGGACCCGCAGUGGCUGUGCGACAUGCUCGCCCACGUCGUCACAGUCCGCGAGAUCAACCCGUUCGCCAGAAACGGCGUGAUGCGGUUGGAGGACGUCUCCCUGGUGUUCAAGUCGUCCACGUGCGCGCCGGCCGACGCCAAGUCGUACAUGAUCUCGCUGCUGGACAAGUUCGAGGUGGCGGUGACGUGGGACGGUCGCACGCUGCUUAUCCCCAGCCUGCUACCCUCCGAGGAGAUGCUGCGCGGCGGCGUGCCCGGCAUGGAUGUCAGGGCGGACGACGGCCAGCCGGCGCCAGGGUCCGAUGGCCAGUGUACGGUGAGCCGGCGAGCGGUGCCCCAAGCCGCCGUCCGCCGCCUCCUCAUCAUGACCUACUUCCCGAGCGGCUUCUGGUCGCGCCUGCUCACCCGCCUGCUGGCCGACGACGUCAUCGUGGACGUCAUCCGGGCCUUCUUCCUGGUGCCGCGACAGGUGCAGCAGGACGCCGUGCUGUCGUCGGUGCUGGCUGGGCCGGCCGAGUGGCGCUGCUGGCAGACGGGCAUCGAGCUCCAGUACGCCAACACCACGCUCAUCCGCAUCCGCGAGCUGCUCGGAUACCUGCGCUACUCGCCCGACUACAGGAAGAUGAGACUGCUGGCCUGUCAGGAGGGACAGUGGCAGGAGGUGCUGACUUCGAGCGCGGCCGUGUUGGAGGUGACGCUACCCAACGAGACCAUCGUCAUCCGACGGUCGCUACCGCAGGCGGAUGACCCGGCCGCCUUCGGCAUUCAGUCGGUGGUGCUGGAGCCCAACCCGGAGUGCGCCUCCAAGCUGCUGGCGAUGGCCGUCGACCACAUCGACACCCUGCUGGAGGACUGGUACCCCGCGCUCGGCACGCGGUUCGUACACACGUCGGAGGGUCGGCUGCUGGUGACGCGGCUGCUGCCGUGCCCGGCCUGCCUACCGGCCGCCGCUGACGACGCCGACGGGAUGGAGCCGCCGCCCUCUCCGCCGCCGCCGCCGCCGCCCUCCCCACCCCCCUCGCCGACUCUACCCGCUGACCAGUCGCCGCCGCGGCCGCCCACCGUGUACGCCUUCCUGGUGGAGGAGUGCAUCCUGGUCAGCUACAGCAGCCGGCACGUGCAGUGUCCGGCGCACGGGCCGCUGCUGCUGGCCCAGGUGGCGCCCGACACGGUGUUCCUGGACGUGGGCGAGCGGCGCCUGGUGCGGCCGGAGAGCAUCCAGCGUGGCCCGAUGCUGGGCCGCGGCGCGUUCGGCUUCGUGUUCCGCGCCUCGUGCCGCAGCCGCCACGACGGCAGGAUGAUGGACGUGGCGAUGAAGAUGCUGCAGCCGAGCGACCCUGGUGACGACGCGCGCUCCUCGGCGCUGGCCGCCUACAAGGCGGCGCAGAGCAAGUGGGAGCGGGACCCGCUGCAGUACGCCUGCAAGGCCUACUGCACCGCCCGUCAGGAGCUCAACAUCCUGGUCACGCUGCGGCACCCCUACAUCGUGCCGCUGGUGGGCUUGUGCACCAGCCCGCUGUCUCUGGUGCUGGAGCUGGCUCCGCUGGGCGCGCUGGACGCCACGCUGGCCCAGUACCGCCGCUCGGGCGCCCGGCUGCCUCCCCUCGCCCUGCAGACGAUCCUGCUGCAGGUGGCCAAGGCGCUGGAGUACCUGCACCAGCAGCACAUCAUCUACCGCGAUCUCAAGUCGGAGAACGUGCUGGUGUGGUCGCUGCCGGCGCCGUUCCAGCGCCAGCAGGCGCCGGUCGACGUCAAGCUGGCGGACUACGGCAUCAGCCGGGCGACGCUGCCCGCCGGCACCAAGGGCUUCGCCGGCACCGAGGGCUUCAUGGCACCGGAAAUCAUGCGCUACAACGGCGAGGAGGAGUACACCGAGAAGGUGGACUGCUUUUCGUUCGGCAUGUUCCUGUACGAGUUGAUCUCGCUCCACCUGCCGUUCGAGGGCUACGAAUCGGUGAAGGAGCAGAUCCUGGAGGGUCACCGGCCGCCGCUGACGGUCAAGGAGGCGACCGCGGCCACCUACCUGCUGGAUCUCAUGGUGCUGUGCUGGGACCAGCAGCCGCGCGCGCGGCCUUCGGCCAGCCAGAUCGUGUCGACGACGGCGGCGCCGGAGCUAACGCAGCUGCGGGACGUGGUGCCGCUGGAGCUGCCGCACAGCGUGCUGGCCGCCACCGCCCUCUACACCGCCGCCGCCGCCGGCGGCUGCACGCUGGACGUGCUCACCUGCCGGGACCACCAGGCGACCGACUACCACAGCCUGGUGCUGCCGCAGGCGGCCAGCGCGCUGGCCGUCGUCGGCGCCAGCGUCUGGGUGGGCGACGCGCGCGGACAGAUCCGCGGCUACUGCACGUCCACGUUUGAGGAGGUGUUCACGUACACGCUGGAGCCGGACAGCUCGGACCCGGCCGGCGUGCGCGACAUCUGCGCCCUCGCCGCCAUCGACCGGGUGGCCGUGUCGCUGGCCAACGGCCGGCUCUUCAUCACAAGGUCGGACGUGCUGCCGAACAGCCCGACCCGCGGCGAGGGCAGCUUCGUCAUGACCGAGCUGGGCACGCUGGGCGGCCAGCUGCACUGUGUGCGCGCCCACCUCUCCGCCGACGGCAGCCGGUGCGAGAUCUGGUGCGGCCAGAGCUCCGGCGCCGUCUCCGUCUUCACGCUGGAGGACCAGGUGGUGGUCUCGCAGGAGGUCAUCAACCACUACCACCCGCCCAUCCCCAACAUGGACGUGCUGCUGCUGCUGUCGCCGACGGACUCGCAGGUGAGCGCGGAUCUAGAGCAGAGCAUGUGGACGUACACCAAUCCGGGCUGCGUGGUCUACCACUGGGACGUGCUCAGCCACGUGAUUGUCAACAAACUCGACUGCUCCAAGCUGGUGCCCGUCUCCGAAUCCAUCCGCUCCAUCAGCAUCGAGGAGCAUCUCAGUCCCGGCAAGUGCCAGGUGACGGCGCUGGCUGUGCUCGGCCGGGAGCUGUACCUGGGCACGAGCUGGGGCUGUCUGGUGGUGGCCACCGCCGCCACCAUGCUGCCGCUGACCGUGUUCCGGCCGCACGAGGAGGAGGUGCGGGCGCUGGUGCCGCUGCUGCCGCCGCCGGCCGCCGCCGCCUCGCCGGAGGAGGGCGGCGGCCGCGAGCUGGCGGCGCCGGCGCCGGCGCUGGGUCUGGCUUCGCUCGGACGCGGAUACCGCUCGCUAGGUUGA